Dendronephthya gigantea is the source of this 1099-nucleotide messenger RNA. Its product is annotated as high mobility group protein B1-like. Gene Ontology annotation, molecular function: transcription cis-regulatory region binding. The transcript is spliced from 5 exons. Lineage: Eukaryota; Metazoa; Cnidaria; Anthozoa; Malacalcyonacea; Nephtheidae. The coding region runs from base 8 to 859 and encodes 283 amino acids. The record is from RefSeq and is a predicted model, not a curated record.
UCUCAACAUGGCGGACGAAAAUACUGAUAAUAUUUGGAAGAGAAAGUUUCUGACGCUCGAAAGUCGUGUAAAACACGUCGAAUUGGAGAAUCAGAAAAUUGUGAAUAGAAUCUAUCAUGUUCGAAAGCAUUUAAAGAGGUCUAGAAGCGAGAGAAGCUACCUUUUAAAGAAAUGUGAAGCAUAUGGCGUUGACUACGAAAAGGCACAAUCUUUAUACACGGCCCAAAUGCUCGCGGAAAUAAACGCACCUUACGAAGACAAUCGCUCCCAGCUCACAAAAUCUGCCGCGUUGACAAAAAAAGGUACGAGACGUGCACAUCACAAGCUGGAUCCUGACGCGCCGAAGAAACCAGCCAAUGCUUUUUUCAUGUUUUGUCAACAACAAAGAAAUUCCAUGCACGAUGAUCAGAAAGAUCCAACUGUUGGACACCACGAGUUGACGAAACAUCUCGCGAAAGAAUGGAACACUUUAGGGGCAGAGGGAAAGAAGGUUUACUAUAAGAUGUACGAAAAAGAUAAAGCACGUUACGAUAAGGAAAUGAAACAAUAUGCGAAAGAGAAAACACCUAAAGAACCAACGAGAAUUCUUAAAACUAAAAAACAAAAAACAAAGAAGGCGGCCGCCACAGCCCCACCGAAACCCGUCGAGCUGACAAAGUCAUCCCCAAGCCCCGUAGGCUGCGUACCGAUGGAAGAGCCUAGGACCGACUCCUUAGAGAACGAUGAGUCGCCAUCGUCACAGUUCAAUCUUUUAAACAAUAUGUCAUUUUCCACCGACCUGCCUUCACCCAUGUUGGAUAUAGGCGGUGAUAUCAACGACGAUGAUUCUUUCAAUAGUUUUGAGUAUAAUACCGUUUAGAAAAUUUGAAAUGUCCGAUGCUUGAGACAGUGGGACACUUUGUAUAUAAUUAUAUCCACUUUAUAUCCAAGAAUAUUGUGAUAAUAAUACCAUAAUCCUGGCUUUGUGGUAACAACACCAAUUGCACCAUAUGCAUGACGGAAAAUCUGCAUAAGUGUCAGUGUGGCAGUAAAGCCUUUGCAGGGCUGAUGUAAUAUCGAAAGUUGAUAUCGAAAUAUUGAAUUGUUAACAAUCAGUAUA